CACUCGAAAAAUAAGAAAAAUUGGAACCACCAUUCCUUAAAUACCAAAAAGAAGUCAGGCCAGCUAUAAAAGCUCCUCUUUUGCGUUUCGAUACGUUAUCCGGUCCUCUCUUAUUUAGCCCUACUUCUUUGCAAACGUAACCAACUCUCUCAUCCGCCAUAGCUCAUAUCUCUCUCUCUCUCUCUCAAUUCCUCAUAUCCACCUCUCCCAAACCCUAAUUUCCUUCACCGUCACAAUCCCCGAUCUCCGAUAUUCAUCCUCGAUUCCCCGGGAUCAAUACACCGUCAAACCUCCCCUGGAUUUUUGUUGAUUGUGAUUUUGUUUGUACAUACAAAUCUAUUAGCUCGCUUAGGUCGAUUAGGUCUCCGUUUCGCGAAGGCUCGAAACCCUAAUUUGGGAGCCGAUUCGAUUUUCGCAGAGAGUGCCGUGAAUUUUGGUUGAUACGACGGCGUUUUGGUGUGUUGGAAGAAACAGAUGGUAGGCGGUGGAAACAGGAGAGACGAGGGAUCGCUCGUCAUCAAGAACACGAACGUUUUCGCAGCGCUCGAGACUCUGAGGAAGAAGAAGAAGUCCGAUAAGAAGAGCAAAGGGACAUCCAAGGACCAGUCCGGGCAGGCCAAGGCGCCGGAGCCGCAGGUGGUCUGGACGCCAGCUCCGUUGAACGCCAAGUCGUGGGCGGAUGUGGAUGACGAAGACGAUGAUGACUAUUAUGCCACCACCGCCCCGAUUCAGCCGGUUUGGGGAACCUCUGAGCCUCAGCCGAGUAGUAAGCAGAAGGCCUCUACUGUAGAGGAAAGUGAGAGUGAAGAAGAUAUUCUUGAUGAAGGCGAUGAAGAUGAGGAAGAGCAUGAACCAGAGGCUCCAGUUCAUCCUGAGCCAGUGGUGAAGAAGCCUGCUGAGGUUCCUGCCCCACCAAAGGAGGCAGAAAAGCAACUUUCAAAGAAGGAGAAGAAGAAAAAGGAACUUGCAGAACUUGAGGCUCUUCUAGCUGAUUUUGCAGUUACCCAGAAGGAAAGUGACAGUCAAGAUGAAUCACGCGGUGCUGCACAAGACAAGGAUAGUGCUCCUAAUGGACAUGCGGAAAAGAAGGAAAAUCAUCCUGCAGAGUCCAAAAGCUCCAAGAAGAAGAAAAAGAAAGCUUCCAAGGAUGCAAAAGAAUCACAGGAUCAACCAAACAACUCAGGGGUGACUAAUGGACCAAGUGAAGUUGCAGGAACUGAACAGUCGGAAGAGGAACCAUCAGCAGUUGACGUGAAAGAGCGACUAAAGAAGAUGGCAACUGCCAAGAAGAAGAAAAGUACUAAAGAGUUGGAUGCGGCUGCAAAAGCUGCUGCUCAAGAGGCUGCUGCCAGGAGAGCAAAACUUGCUGCGGCCAAGAAGAAAGAGAAGAACCAUUAUAACCAGCAGCCUGUGCGGUAAAAGCCCAGUUUCGUUCAACAUCUUAUAUAUGAGCAUGUAAUUUACCAUUGUUCAUAUGACCAAGUUGUGCGAAAUAAAGAGGGUUUUUGGUUUUGUUGAAGAUGACCUUAAUUGUAUUGCGGAUGACUACAGGAAGUUUCAGUUUGGCUUUUUUGUUUACUCAGUUGUCAUUAGACAUGUGGAUUUGCCAGUUUUGCGCAUAUUUAUCCUCGGGGAAGUAGUUAACUAGACAUAUCUGGUAUAUCUGUAUUGGCCUCCUUCCUCGAUGUUUCUGUUGAGAACCUAUUCUGGAUCAAUGGGCAGAGUCAGAAAUUAUUUUACUUG
Molecule: messenger RNA, 1743 nt
Organism: Fragaria vesca subsp. vesca
Lineage: Eukaryota; Viridiplantae; Streptophyta; Magnoliopsida; Rosales; Rosaceae
Exons: 3
Coding region: 475-1419 (314 amino acids)
Source: RefSeq, a predicted model, not a curated record